Daldinia childiae is the source of this 1260-nucleotide messenger RNA. RefSeq names its product Transcription factor IWS1. Gene Ontology annotation, cellular component: nucleus. NCBI's taxonomy places the organism in Eukaryota, Fungi, Ascomycota, Sordariomycetes, Xylariales, Hypoxylaceae. The coding region runs from base 1 to 1260 and encodes 419 amino acids. The record is from RefSeq and is a predicted model, not a curated record. The transcript has 3 exons. Gene Ontology annotation, biological process: poly(A)+ mRNA export from nucleus.
AUGUCUGAUGCGGGUUCGCCUGCCGAGAGCCUCCACGAGGAAGAGAACGACGAGACUCAUGAAGGAUCAGGAGACUAUGACAUUGCCCGUGCUGGCGACUCAGAUAAAGAUUCAGACGCCCUAUCCGACAUCGACGAAGAUCAAUUCGACGACUAUGACCCCGCUACCGCUCGUGUUGACGAGAAACGACCUGAACCCCAGGUUAUCGACGAAGACGCGGCACGUACGCUAAAGGCUGGAAAGCGAAAGGGAACAGCUACGAAGAAACCUAAAGAAGGAAGGCGCGCGAAGAAGCGAUCACGCGACGAUGAUAAUGACGGAGCAGAUGGCGAGAUUCUACAUACUAAACGUGUCCGCAAGAUCCCUGGAGCAGAUGUUCCGGAGCAGGAAUCGGAGCAUGAAAAUGAAGAGAAUCUAACUCCCGAAGAGAGAAGGCGUCGAGCUAUCGAGCGCGCCGCCAGAAAUCAAUCGAAGCCAAAGGGUGUCAGACGAAAGAAGAAGGAUGAAGUUGAUUUGGAAGAUGAGUUGGAUGAGCGAAUCGCGGACCUUAAAGUUCGCAUGGAGAAUGCCUGCCAGGCAGACAACCAAGCGCGUGAAGCAGGCCAACCAGCUCUACACAAGUUGAAGCUUCUCCCCGAGGUGAUGGCGCUGCUUAAUCGUAACACCAAUCAAGCAGCGGUUGUCGACCCGGAUACCAACUUCCUACAACACGUAAAAUUCUUCCUCGAACCCCUUAACGACGGUUCAUUACCUGCCUACAAUAUUCAGCGCGAUAUCUUCCAAGCCCUAACGCGGCUCCCUAUUGAGAAAGAGACUCUGCGAUCAAGUGGCAUCGGCAAAGUUGUCCUGUUCUAUACGAAGAGCAAGAAGCCUGAGAUUAGUAUUAAGCGAAUGGCUGAGCGUCUACUGGGCGAGUGGAGUAGACCUAUUCUCAAGCGUACUGACGACUACAAGAAGCGUCAUAUCGAGACGCGAGACUUUGAUUACCAAGCGGCGAAGCUUCGACAGGUCGCCACGAGUAGUCAGUUGACGCUUAACCAGCGCCACACUACACAAAGCCUUGCGGAAGAGGAGCGCGCACGCAUGCUGGCUCCUGCAAGAGAUGUUAGUCGUGCGCGGGUUAUGGGUCUUCCCUCGACGUAUACAAUCGCCCCGCGUAGUACUUUUGAUCCCACACGCGCCCCAGACUAUCGACCAAUCGGUGCCAGCGGAAUUGAAGCGUUCCGCAAGAUGACUCAGAAAGGGAAGAAGAAGGGCUAA